CAAUCACCCCUGUAAAUGAUAGUUCGGUAGGACUAGCCAUUUCGCAAUGUUUGAUGAUAACAGGUUGGUUGCAAUUUGGAAUUCGACAACUGGGAGACGUAAUUCAACAACUGACAAGUGUAGAGAGAAUUCUUCAGUAUACCAAAUUAGAUACGGAAGGGCCAUUUGAAACACCGGGAGGUACUUCAUUACCAAAUUCUUGGCCAACUGACGGCAAAAUAAAAUUCAAUAACGUGUCACUGAAAUACGUUGAAAAUGAUCCACCAGUUUUAAAUGAUCUCAACUUUACAGUAGAAUCAGGAGAGAAGGUUGGUAUAGUUGGCCGAACUGGCGCAGGUAAAUCAUCUUUGAUUGUAGCCCUCUUUCGGUUAGCACCCACAGAGGGUUCAAUUUUUAUCGACGAGGUGGAUACAAAAAAAAUAGGUCUUUCAGAUUUGCGAAAAAAGAUUUCUAUCAUCCCACAAGAUCCAGUAUUAUUCUCGGCUCCUUUGAGGUACAACCUAGAUCCCUUCGAUGAAUUUGAAGAUACUGAACUCUGGAAAGUUUUGGAACAGGUGGAACUCAAAGACGUAGUUGAUUCUUUGGAUUUUAUGGUAACUGAAGGAGGUAAUAAUUUCAGUUUGGGGCAAAAACAACUCAUAUGCCUAGCGAGAGCCAUUCUGAGAAAUAACAAGAUUCUGGUAUUAGAUGAAGCAACUGCAAACGUCGAUCAAAG
This is a messenger RNA of Leptinotarsa decemlineata (Colorado potato beetle), 715 nucleotides long. RefSeq names its product ATP-binding cassette sub-family C member 4. Gene Ontology annotation, cellular component: membrane. Lineage: Eukaryota; Metazoa; Arthropoda; Insecta; Coleoptera; Chrysomelidae. Gene Ontology annotation, biological process: transmembrane transport. Gene Ontology annotation, molecular function: ABC-type transporter activity; ATP binding; ATP hydrolysis activity. The record is from RefSeq and is a predicted model, not a curated record.